UAUGUGAUUUUGUUUCUCUUCCAGGAGAACUUCCUGUCCAACCCAGUGAGUCUGUGGGAUGGAUACCCUCAUACCCUGAUGCCGUUCCAGAUGAAGUUCUAUUUCAUUGGUCAGUUGGGCUACUGGCUUCACACCCUCCCCGAGCUCUACUUCCAAAAGACCAAGAAAGAGGAUAUUCCCCGGCAGUUGAUGUAUACCGCUCUGUACUUGGUCAACAUCGCAGGAGCGUACAUCCUCAAUCUGAAUCGUCUGGCUCUGGUCCUGCUGGUGUUCCACUACUUUGUAGAGCUUCUCUUCCACGUGUCCCGCCUGCUCUACUUCAGCAACGAGAAGAGACUGACUGGGUUCACCAUCUGGGCGGUGCUGUUUGUCCUUGGACGGCUGCUCACCCUGUCCCUGUCUGUCCUGACUGUGGGUUUCGGCCUUGCCAACGCUGAUCAACAGGGACUGGACCUGGCCAGCGGAAACUUCAACGUGCUCAUAGUUCGGAUCACUGUGCUGGCGACCAUCUGUGUGACUCAAGCCUUCAUGAUGUGGAAAUUCAUCAACUUCCAGCUGAGGAGGUGGAGAGAGCAGGCCCAGCCCCAGGCCCAGCCCCAGGCCCAGCCCCUGAAACCCAAGAAGCCCCAAGCUCCCAAGAGCAAAUCCAAGAAGGACAGAGCCAAUGGAGUGAACGGAGUGAGUUCCAACGGAGCCGAUUCGCCGAGAGCAAAGAAAGAGAAGUCUUCUUAACUCCCCCCCCCCGUUCCUCCAACCUACACCCCUUUCACCUCAAAAAUACACCCUUUUCUCCUGUCCCCCUCAGGCUGCAUCCAGCCUUCUCAUUCCAUCUGCUGUCUACGGCCCAAUCCCAAAUCGACCCUAGGCCCUACGCACUUGUGGAGAUCUAAGAGGAUUUGAUUGAUUCAAGGAGUAUGGUGACACUUCCCCCUAGCCAAUCAGAGGGCCAGUUGGAGGUACGGUGUCACUUCCCCCUAGCCUAUCAGAGAGCCAGUUGGAGCUAUGAACAUAUUGAUUACACCUGUCAUAUAAUCUCAGAUCCCCUCAAAGUACAUAGGGUGUAGGGUCUAGGGGUUAAUUUGGGAUUGUUAAUCUACCACAGCUACUAAAGGAUGACGACUCCUUCCAGCAGGACUACAAGAUCCACAAUGCAUCUUGGUUUUAUUUCUGCUUGUUGCCAAUCUCUAGUGCUGACCAUUCCCACAAUCAUUGUGACACUGAUGUGCCAUUAUUACAGAAAAAGAAAACCCAUAAAAAAAAAUAUACAAAAAAGUUUGAACAAACAAUAACUUAUUUAAAAGUGCCUAUUGAUGCAUCCUGUACAAAAUGUGCAGCUUGAAAAUGUCAGGAAUUAUAAAAACUCAGUGUUUCAGUAAUCAGUUUUUUUUUUUUCCCCAAAGUCAAAAGAUGUUCUUUAUCAGACUGUGUGACAUUUUCUGUUUCUUUAACAAAAAGGGCUUCUUUAAUUUCCUUCGCAUUAGUUUGGAGUCAGUAAAAGAGAAACCCUGUGCGCGUGCUUACCUUGAAAUGACCCGACUUCCUCCUUUUCAUUAUUUCAUCAACACAGACAGGUUUCUGGAAUGGAUAGGUUUAAUUGGUUCCACUGUAUGGCUUUAACCAACCCGUUUGUGUGCUUCCCAAAUCUCACCUUAUUCCCUAUUAUAGUGGUCCACUUUUUUACCAGAGCUGUAUGGGCCCUGGGCAAAAGUAGUGCACUACAUAGGGAAUAGGGUCCCAUUUGAGUCGCAGACAUUCUCUCAGGACACUGGCAGUGAGAAUGCAGGGCAGGGAACGAAAAUAGGAAGCCAUUCUAAAGUAUUUAGACUUUUUGUUGUUGCUUUUCAAGCCUUUUGCUUUGGUGCUGUGAAAAAGGCCCGGGCCCUGUUUGAGUUAAUGCAUCCUGUGGCCUUUCCUUUUGCUGAAGUAAUCACUGAUCUAACGUGGUUGGAUAGGGCUGUUUAGCCCAAACCCAGUCAAUUGGCAGGAUCAGUGGUCCCUAUGAAGGGAGAAAAUAAUUAUUGGGCUGGAUCCCGAAUGACACCCUAUUCCCUAUAUAGUGCACAGAGCCUCUAUGGAAUCAG
This is a messenger RNA of Coregonus clupeaformis (lake whitefish), 2081 nucleotides long. Its product is annotated as translocating chain-associated membrane protein 1-like 1. The record is from RefSeq and is a predicted model, not a curated record. Lineage: Eukaryota; Metazoa; Chordata; Actinopteri; Salmoniformes; Salmonidae. Gene Ontology annotation, cellular component: endoplasmic reticulum membrane. The annotation marks the transcript as partial. Gene Ontology annotation, biological process: protein insertion into ER membrane; SRP-dependent cotranslational protein targeting to membrane, translocation. The transcript is spliced from 7 exons.